Molecule: messenger RNA, 1266 nt
Organism: Penicillium cosmopolitanum
Lineage: Eukaryota; Fungi; Ascomycota; Eurotiomycetes; Eurotiales; Aspergillaceae
Product: DNA-directed RNA polymerase I subunit RPA43
Exons: 1
Coding region: 1-1266 (421 amino acids)
Biological process (GO): DNA-templated transcription initiation
Cellular component (GO): RNA polymerase I complex
Source: RefSeq, a predicted model, not a curated record
AUGGCUGUCGACGCAAUGGAUCUGGACAGUUCCCCCGUGGCGACCACGGACGUGGAGCGCAAACGCAAGCACAAGAACAAGGACGCUUCGCCCUCGAAGAAGCGCAAGCAGACCGAGCUCGGUGAAAAGAAGAGCAAGAAGGAGAAAUCUAGCAAGGCGACUGGCACCAGCAGCGCUACGACCACUACCGAGUCAUCAGGUUCACCAUUCUCCCUAAUCACCGCUACGAUGUAUCUCCCACUAUCGCCAAUCUCUAUCUCGCCCACUCACGCCUUGGCCUCGCUGCUCGCAGAGCACCUCUCCCCACUGCUAUUGACCUACUACCCCCCACUGAAGGGAAUCGUCAUGGCCUACUCCAACGCCUCAAUCUCCAGCACCAAACCCUCAUCCAAACCCCGCCCAUCUUCAGACCCGAACCCGAACCCGCAGCCUCUGACACUGGCCCGCACCGCAGACGAGUACGGCGUGCUGUACGUCUACCUGACAGCAACCUUCCUCGUCUUCCGACCGCAGCGCGGCCACAUUCUCGAAGGAAGCGUGAACGUGCAGUCAGAGGGAUUCCUCGGCGCCGUCAUGUUCAACCUUUUCUCCGUCGGUAUCGAGCGCAAGCGACUACCGCCUUCUUGGCGCUGGGUCCAACCCGGCGAGGAAGGUGAGAAUAACGACCCUACAACCAGUACCGGCACAACAGACGACGAGUCCGGGUCCGGUACCGAGGGUGUUCCUGCGAACUUCGACAUCGAGAAAGAACUCUUCCAGCCGACUGCUCUUGCGGCGGAAGAAUUGGAGCUCGAAGAUGGCGAGGACGAGGAUGAAGCGACGGGCCAUUUCCAGUCUGUCUCUGGACACCGUGUGCGCGGUAAUGUGAAGUUCCGCGUCGUUGAUGUCGAUGUUAUUCCUGGGUCGGAUCGGGAUCGUGGCUUUUUGAGUGUUGAGGGUACGAUGUUGUCUGUUGAGGAUGAGGAGAAGCUUUUGCUUGCAGAGCGAGAGGGUCAGUCGCUUCCUCCAGCUUUCUUGUCUACGUCUGCGGCUGCGGCUAAGAGGUCGAAUCGGGUUGUUCCGAUUUCGAUUGAACCUGCUGCGGAGGCGGUUGUUUCUACGGUUGAUGUUCAUUUGGAUCAUGAGGUGGAUGAGGCCGAGGAGGAGAAGCCUAAGAAGGAGAAGAAAGAAAAGAAGGAGAAGAAGGAGAAAAAGGAGAAGAGUGAGGACAAGGAUAAGUCUAAGCGGGAUAAGUCGAAGCACAGCAAGAAGAAGAGCAAGGAGUGA